Messenger RNA from Rasamsonia emersonii CBS 393.64, 5721 nucleotides. Its product is annotated as [Acyl-carrier-protein] S-acetyltransferase. NCBI's taxonomy places the organism in Eukaryota, Fungi, Ascomycota, Eurotiomycetes, Eurotiales, Trichocomaceae. Gene Ontology annotation, biological process: long-chain fatty acid biosynthetic process. Gene Ontology annotation, molecular function: [acyl-carrier-protein] S-malonyltransferase activity; enoyl-[acyl-carrier-protein] reductase (NADH) activity; fatty acid synthase activity. Bases 1 to 5721 code for a protein of 1906 amino acids. The transcript has a single exon. The record is from RefSeq and is a predicted model, not a curated record. Gene Ontology annotation, cellular component: fatty acid synthase complex.
AUGUACGGGACAUCUACUGGCCCGCAGACGGGCAUUAAUACUCCUCGUUCCUCGCAGUCGCUCCGGCCCCUUAUCCUCAGUCAUGGUUCUCUCGAAUUCUCCUUUCUCGUUCCGACAUCUCUUCACUUUCACGCUGCUCAAUUGAAAGACAGCUUCACAGCGUCUUUACCGCAGCCCACAGAUGAGCUAGCGCAAGAUGAUGAGCCAUCCUCGGUUGUCGAGCUCGUUGCUCGAUAUAUCGGCUACAUUGCCCACGAGGUGGAAGAAGGGGAUGAGGAUGCCCAUGAGCUCAAUCGAGAGGUGCUACAACUGGCGCUGAACGAGUUCGAACGAGCCUUUAUGAGGGGCAAUGAUGUGCAUGCCAUCGCCGCAGGUAUAUCUGGCAUCACAGCCAAGAAAGUCUUGGUUGUACAGGCAUAUUACGCCGCCCGCGCCGCAGUUGGUCGGGCUACCAAGCCCUAUGAUUCGGCGCUGUUCCGUGCGGCAGCGGAAGAGAAAGCGAAGAUUUACACGGUCUUCGGAGGUCAAGGGAACAUUGAGGAGUACUUCGAGGAGCUUCGAGAGGUUUACACCACAUACCCGUCUUUCGUGGAGGACCUUAUCACGUCAUCAGCAGAGUUGCUGCAAUCAUUGUCCCGUGAACCUGAGGCCGUGAAACUGUACCCGAAGGGACUUGACAUCCUUCGGUGGCUUCAUGAUCGCGAUUCACAACCGGAUACCGAUUACCUGGUGUCCGCUCCGGUGAGUCUUCCGCUCAUCGGCCUGGUGCAGCUGGCCCACUACAUGGUCACCUGCAAAGCCCUGGGGAAACAACCUGGGGAGAUUCUGGAACGUCUCAGCGGUACCACAGGUCACUCUCAGGGUGUUGUCACUGCUGCCGUCAUUGCCACGGCCAAAACCUGGGAGGAUUUUGCCAAGGCGGCCAAGCAAGCUGUAACACUGCUGUUCUGGAUCGGUCUUCGCAGUCAACAGGCCUAUCCCCGCACUUCCCUUGCCCCCUCAACUCUCCAAGACUCGACUGAAAAUGGAGAAGGGAUCCCUACUCCCAUGUUGUCGAUACGAGAUCUCCCAAGAGCAGCGAUUCAGGAGCACAUCGAUGCGACGAACCAGCAUCUGCCUGCUGACAGGCAUAUUGCGAUAUCGCUUGUCAACAGUGCCCGGAACUUUGUCGUCACUGGACCGCCCAUUUCGCUCUAUGGUCUCAACCUUCGCCUUCGUAAGGUCAAGGCUCCUACUGGCUUGGACCAGACUCGUAUUCCGUUCACCCAACGGAAGAUCCGCUUUGUCAACCGAUUCCUCCCCAUCACUGCGCCAUUCCAUAGCCCGUACUUGUCGUUUGCCUAUGAUCACAUCUUGGAAGACGUGGAAGGCAUUAAGAUCCCGGCCAACUCGCUGAUGAUCCCGGUUUAUGAUACCAAGACGGGUGAAGACUUGAGCAAGUUGGGCGAUGAGAAUAUUGUUCCAGCAUUGGUCCGUAUGAUCACCCGUGAUCCGGUGAACUGGGAGAAGGCCACGGUGUUCCCUGGUGCCACCCACAUUAUUGACUUCGGACCGGGCGGUAUCUCUGGUCUCGGAGUCCUUGUCAACCGCAACAAGGAUGGCACGGGCGUUCGCGUUAUUCUGGCGGGUUCUAUGGAUGGCACAAACUCUGAGGUAGGCUACAAGCCUGAGCUCUUCGAUCGUGACGAGCAUGCGGUGAAAUUUGCCGUCGACUGGGUCAAGGAGCAUGGGCCUCGGUUAGUGAAGACUUCGGUCGGUCAAACGUUUGUCGACACGAAGAUGAGCAGGUUGCUCGGUGUGCCGCCAGUCAUGGUAGCAGGCAUGACCCCGACCACUGUGCCAUGGGACUUUGUUGCGGCUACAAUGAAUGCCGGAUACCAUAUUGAACUGGCGGGAGGUGGCUAUUACAACAGCCAGUCGAUGACUGAGGCACUCAACAAGAUUGAGAAAGCCAUUCCCCCCGGUCGUGGUAUCACUGUCAACUUGAUCUACGUCAAUCCUCGGGCUAUGGGAUGGCAGAUACCUCUCAUCGGAAAGCUUCGGGCGGAUGGUGUGCCUAUUGAAGGUCUCACAAUCGGCGCUGGUGUUCCAUCCAUUGAAGUCGCCAACGAGUAUAUUCAGACGCUUGGAAUCAAACACAUUGCCUUCAAGCCUGGUUCAGUCGAUGCCAUUCAACAGGUGAUCAAUAUUGCCAAGGCGAACCCGUCCUUCCCUGUUAUCCUUCAGUGGACUGGUGGUCGGGGUGGUGGUCACCAUUCUUUCGAAGACUUCCAUCAACCUAUCUUGCUGAUGUACAGCCGAAUCCGCAAGUGCAGUAACAUUGUACUUGUUGCUGGCAGUGGUUUUGGCGGCUCAGAGGAUACCUAUCCUUACCUGACUGGUACCUGGUCCACGCGUUUCGGCUAUCCUCCAAUGCCUUUUGAUGGGUGCUUGUUUGGUAGCCGCAUGAUGACGGCAAAGGAAGCUCAUACUUCUAGGGAUGCCAAGAAAGCUAUUGCGGAGGCACCUGGCGUUGAUGACGAUCAGUGGGAGGAAACGUACAAGGGACCGGCCGGUGGUGUCAUUACCGUUCUCUCUGAGAUGGGAGAACCAAUCCACAAACUUGCAACGAGAGGUGUUCUGUUCUGGCACGAAUUGGACCAAAAAAUAUUCAGCCUUGACAAGGCCAAGCGCGUGCCUGAAUUGAAGAAGAACAGGGACUAUAUUAUCAAAAAACUUAAUGACGACUUCCAGAAAGUCUGGUUCGGGCGCAACUCCGCAGGAGAAACCGUUGAUCUCGAGGACAUGACUUACGCAGAAGUGGUUCACCGCAUGGUAGAGCUCAUGUAUGUGAAACAUGAGUCUCGUUGGAUCGACGAUUCUCUGAAGCGGCUGACUGGUGACUUCAUCCGCCGUGUCGAAGAGCGGUUCACCUCCGUUGAGGGUCAGGCUUCCCUCCUUCAGAACUACUCGGAGCUCGACGAUCCCUACCCCACCGUGGAAAGGAUCCUGUCCGCAUAUCCUGAAGCUUCUACUCAGCUGAUCAAUGCUCAAGAUGUCCAGCACUUCCUGCUUCUCUGCCAGAGACGUGGGCAGAAGCCUGUGCCGUUCGUUCCGGCACUUGACGAGAAUUUUGAGUUCUGGUUCAAGAAGGACUCUCUCUGGCAGUCUGAAGAUCUGGAGGCUGUCGUUGGCCGAGACGUCGGAAGGACCUGCAUUCUCCAGGGCCCCGUGGCUACCAAGUACUCGACCACAAUUGAUCAGCCAAUCAAAGAGAUUCUCGAUGGAAUUCACAAUGACCAUAUCAAGUUCUUGAUUCGGGACGUCUAUGGUGGUGACGAAAGCAACAUCCCGGUCGUCGAGUAUUUCGGCGGCCGGCUCCUAGAAUCUGAAGAGGAGCCUGAAAUUGAUGGUCUCACGGUUUCUAAGGACACGAAUAAGAUCUCGUACAGACUGUCGAGCUCUCCAUCCGCUAACCUACCCGAUGUUGAUCGCUGGUUGCAGCUUCUCGCUGGCAAUACUUACUCUUGGAGACACGCUCUGUUCACCACUGAGGUUUUCGUUCAAGGACAGCGUUUCCAGACGAACCCUCUGAAACGUGUUCUUGCGCCCACCCGUGGCAUGUACGUCGAGAUCGCUUAUCCUGACGAACCCUCUAAAACCGUCAUCAGCGUGAGAGAACCCAGCCAAUCAAAUAAGCUGGUCAAGACAGUUGAAAUAAAGAUGGUGGGCGAGAACGAGAUCUCACUGAGCCUAUUCGAGGGAAGGACUGCUGAAGGCGAUGUUGUACCUCUGACUUUCCGCUUUACCUAUCAUCCAGAGACUGGAUACGCGCCCAUCAGAGAAAUUAUGGAGGGUCGCAAUGACCGUAUCAAAGAAUUUUACUACCGUGUUUGGUUUGGUGAAAAGAACGUUCCUUUCGAUACGCCAAUCACGGCAAUCUUUGACGGUGGCCGUGAGACAGUCACCUCGCAGGCCAUUGCCGACUUUGUCCAUGCUGUUGGCAAUACUGGAGAGGCAUUCGUCGACCGUCCUGGUAAAGAAGUCUAUGCGCCGAUGGAUUUCGCCAUUGUCGUCGGGUGGAAGGCGAUCACAAAACCCAUCUUUCCCCGGACGAUUGACGGAGAUUUGCUGAAGUUGGUCCAUCUGUCCAACGGAUUUAGAAUGGUUCCUGGAGCUGAACCACUCAAAGUCGGUGACGUUCUCGACACGGUGGCGCAAGUCAACGCUGUCAUCAAUCAGGACAGUGGAAAGAUGGUUGAAGUCUGCGGUACCAUCAAGCGCGACGGCAAGCCAAUCAUGCACGUAACCAGCCAGUUUCUGUACCGAGGAGUGUACACCGACUAUGAAAACACAUUCCAACGCAAAGAUGAGAUUCCUAUGCAGCUUCACCUUGGUUCAACCAAGGACGUUGCAGUCCUGCGGUCUAAGGAAUGGUUCCGACUUGACGACCCUGAUGUGGAACUCCUCGGCCAGACGCUCAUCUUCCGCCUUCAAAGUCUCGUCCGCUUCAAGAAUAAGACAGUAUUUAGCAGCGUCCAGACAAUUGGCCAGGUGCUCCUCGAAUUGCCAACAAAGGAAAUCAUUCAGGUCGCAUCCGUUGACUAUGAAGCCGGAUUGUCACAUGGUAAUCCUGUGAUUGACUAUCUUCAAAGGCACGGCUCCGCUAUCGAGCAACCCGUGAACUUUGAAAACCCGAUUCCACUCAGUGGAAAGACACCACUCGUCCUUCGGGCCCCUGCCUCUAACGAGAACUACGCGCGAGUUUCGGGUGAUUACAAUCCGAUCCACGUCUCUCGUGUUUUCUCGGCCUAUGCCAAUCUUCCGGGCACCAUCACCCAUGGAAUGUACACCAGUGCCGCCGUGCGAAGCUUUGUCGAGACCUGGGCGGCCGAAAACAAUAUCGGCCGUGUUCGCAGCUACCAUGUCAAUCUCGUAGGCAUGGUUUUGCCGAAUGACGCAAUUUCAGUCAAGCUUGAGCACGUUGGUAUGAUUGCUGGUCGGAAGAUUAUCAAGGUCGAAGCCAAGAACAAAGACACCGAUGAAACCGUCCUGGUGGGUGAAGCAGAAGUUGAACAACCAGUUACUGCAUACGUUUUCACUGGGCAAGGCUCGCAAGAGCAGGGAAUGGGCAUGGACCUUUAUGCUAGCAGCCCUGUUGCAAAGGAAGUCUGGGAUCGGGCUGAUCGUCAUUUCUUGGAGAAUUAUGGCUUUUCAAUCAUCGAUAUCGUUAAGAACAACCCCAAGGAAUUGACGAUCUAUUUCGGGGGCCCUCGUGGCAAAGCCAUUCGUCAGAACUACAUGUCCAUGACUUUCGAGACGGUCAAUGCGGAUGGCACCAUAAAAUCAGAGAAGAUCUUCAAAGAGAUCGAUGAAAACACAACUUCCUACACCUACAGGUCCCCUUCAGGGCUUCUGUCCGCAACCCAGUUUACUCAGCCAGCUCUGACAUUGAUGGAGAAGGCAAGUUUCGAAGACAUGCGUGCCAAGGGCCUUGUCCAAAGAGAUAGCAGCUUUGCUGGCCAUUCGCUGGGUGAAUACUCUGCUCUGGCUGCCCUAGCUGACGUUAUGCCCAUCGAAAGUCUGGUGUCCGUGGUGUUCUAUCGUGGCUUGACCAUGCAGGUCGCCGUGGAGCGAGACGAGCAAGGACGAUCAAACUAUGCUAUGUGUGCUGUCACCCCAGUCGGAUCUCAAAGACUUUCAACGAGCAGGCCCUGCAAUAUGUCGUUGAGAUAUUGCUGA